AAACUGUAGUCCUCAACGUACUGCUCUUGAACGCACCCCAGAUUUUCCUCACAGCGGUUUAUUUGAUUGGACGUGCUCUCCAAAACGUCAUCAGGCAAAAUGGGAGACGACUUGGGUGACGAGUGGUGGCAGCAUGACGCUAAAUCUGAUGAUUCUGAGGGGGAGGCUGAAAAGGAGAAAAGCAAGCCUAAGCCAGUGAAAGAAAAGCCAAAUGCACCAAAGAAAGCAGAGAAGAGGAAGUUAACGGAAAAAAAUGUGACUGCCAAGAAGAAGAAAAAGAAUGAAGAGGUGUCAAACGUGCCAAAGCAGGAAAACGAGAAGGAAACCUCAACCAAACCCUCCAAAAAGAGAAAGAGGAAGAAGAAGACCAUUACAGAUGUGCUGGCCGCCUCUGACCCAAAACCAGGCUGUCCAGCAGACCUACAGAACUUCCUCACUCAGUUCUUCUCAGACAAGCGCUCUGUAAUCGAGCAGGAGGAGCUGAAACUGCACGAUUCUUGUUUUCUGACCUGCAACGACCUGACACACAGCCUCUCAUCCUAUCUAAAGCACAUUUGUCCCAAAUGGGCCAAGGUUCAGAGACAACACACAGAAAAAGGUUCUGUGGUCCUGCUCAUUGUCUGCAGUUCGGCCCUCCGAGCCAUCGAGUUAAUCAAGCAACUGACAACUUUUAAGGGCGAAGCCAAGGCUGUAAAGCUUUUUGCAAAACACAUCAAGAUAGAGGAGCAAAUGAAGCUGCUGCAAAAGGGAGUCAUUCACAUAGGAGUGGGUACACCAGGAAGGAUCAGUGAUCUCAUUAAUAAAGAUGGAUUAAAUUUGCAAGCGUUGCGUUUUCUGGUUCUGGACUGGAACUGGAGAGACCAAAAGAGCAGGAGUCUGAUGGGUAUUCCUGAGAUCAAACGGGACGUUUUUAAGCUGUUGGAGAGCGGGAUCCUCGACAGAUGCAAAGCAGAUAAAGUCAAAAUUGGACUGUUUUAACUCCAACUUGUCAACUUUUGACUCUGAGCUGAUGAUUCACGAGACAAGCUUCAAAGCUUUGUCCUGUGGUUUCUUCCUGUUUGUUUACUCUCUUUUAUGCUUUUUACUUUUGUCAGAGGAUGCGUCCAAAUGUGCCGCGUUGUUUGUUCAACACAAUGUGCUGGCGAGAUGUCUGCAAUAAAUUGAUGGUUAAAGGAA
Corythoichthys intestinalis (scribbled pipefish) is the source of this 1176-nucleotide messenger RNA. RefSeq names its product cms1 ribosomal small subunit homolog (gene cmss1). Lineage: Eukaryota; Metazoa; Chordata; Actinopteri; Syngnathiformes; Syngnathidae. The coding region runs from base 100 to 978 and encodes 292 amino acids. Gene Ontology annotation, cellular component: 90S preribosome; nucleus. The record is from RefSeq and is a predicted model, not a curated record. The transcript has 10 exons.